Molecule: messenger RNA, 423 nt
Organism: Procambarus clarkii (red swamp crayfish)
Lineage: Eukaryota; Metazoa; Arthropoda; Malacostraca; Decapoda; Cambaridae
Source: RefSeq, a predicted model, not a curated record
UUUUCAGUCUUCACCAUGAACACAGAAUCCGCCACAGUAACAUCCCCUGGCUGGAUCCGGCCAGACGAUGUGAUGCGUGUUAGGAAAUUGAAGGUGAGGCGUAAAGCACUGCAGGCCCGCAUGAUAAGUUCGUCGGCCCCUCUGCAGACCCUGGCUCCUGUCAAUGGCAAUAUUAACGCAUCUAAUGGUCAUGGGUUAAAGCGAAGAAAUCCAUUCAAACACUCUCCCAAUAAACGGCUGAAAACAGAGGAAGACAACGAUUUAGAAUGUACAAGUGAUAUGACGCUCUUCCAACUGCUUAACCCUACAGCAGCUACCAACAAAAAUAAUUUACGACAGAACUACAGCUUUUCAAAUCUUAUUAAGAAAGAGCUUGAGGCUGAAGAUAUUGAUAAAGUAAGUGAUUAAAACAAUAUACUGUAA